Acanthamoeba castellanii str. Neff is the source of this 831-nucleotide messenger RNA. RefSeq names its product protein disulfideisomerase domain containing protein. The record is from RefSeq and is a predicted model, not a curated record. Gene Ontology annotation, biological process: protein folding. Lineage: Eukaryota; Discosea; Longamoebia; Acanthamoebidae. Gene Ontology annotation, molecular function: protein disulfide isomerase activity. The transcript is spliced from 9 exons. The coding region runs from base 1 to 831 and encodes 276 amino acids. Gene Ontology annotation, cellular component: endoplasmic reticulum.
AUGAAAAGUUCGCUUUGCCUCCUCGCCUUCUUCGCGGUGUUCCUCCUCGCGGGUGCUACCGACGUCGAUGACUCCGAUGUUGUCGUGCUCAACGCCCAAAACUUCGACGCCCAAACGGCCGAAGGCACCUGGAUGAUCGAGUUCUAUGCGCCGUGGUGCGGCCACUGCAAGACGCUCAAGCCCACGUGGGCCCAGUUGGCCACGGCGAGCAAGGGCAAGUUCAACGUCGCCAUGGUCGACGGCAGCGCAGAGCAGGGCCUGUCCAAGCGCUUCGGCAUCCGCGGUUUCCCCACCAUCAAGCUCAUUCGCGAUGGCAAGCUGUAUGACUACAACCUUCGCCGCACCGUCGAAGACUUCACCGCCUUCGCCGAGGGUGCCUACGCCAAGGUCGAGGCCAAGGAGCUCCCUGCCGCCGCCCCGGCCACUCCGGCCCCUACUGCCGCCGCCGAGGCCUCCGUGGAAGAGUCGGGCGACGCGGCUAAGAAGGCCGCGGUCAUUCUCACCACCGACAACUUCGACGAGCUGACCCAGUCUGGCGACUGGCUCGUGGAAUUCUAUGCCCCGUGGUGCGGCCACUGCAAGCGCCUGGCGCCCGUCUGGGACCAGCUCGCCAGCGAGGCCGACGAGUCCCUCCACGUCGGCAAGGUCGACUGCACCACCAACAACCCUGUGUGCAGCCGUUUCGCCGUGCGGGGCUACCCCACCAUCAAGCUGUUGCAGAACGGGCAGCCGAAGGACUACAGCGGAGCGCGCACAGUGGAGGCUUUCCUCACCUUCUAUCGCAACGCCAAGACCGCCACCACCACCCCCGAAAAGAAGGACGAGCUCUAA